This is a messenger RNA of Pogona vitticeps (central bearded dragon), 2352 nucleotides long. The record is from RefSeq and is a predicted model, not a curated record. Lineage: Eukaryota; Metazoa; Chordata; Lepidosauria; Squamata; Agamidae.
AUGAGCAAUCCUGCUAUUUUCACGGUUGCAGAAGGCCUUUUCCUGCCUCCGUCCAAGCUCCUGGGUAGCCUGGAACUUAUGCCUGGCGUUCAGUUAGCACCAGUGGAAAAAGAAGAUCAUGCUGAAGAAAUUGUAACCAGGUGCAUUGUAGAAGUCCUUUUGAAUGGUUUGUCAAAAGCCAAUGCUCCUCCCAUCAAUCCUCAGUGCAAGGAGCUUCUGAGAAAAAACAAUCAGCAAAAGCAAGAAAAGGAAAAUGGGGGCAAAGACCUAGAACGUGACAUGAAAACUGUACCAGAACUAGAGGAAAAAAAGAACUCUCCUGAAGGAACUGUGAGGGAAGAACAAGGUCUGAAGGAAGAAGGAUUUAAGAGACAGGCAGAAGGAGAUGAGACAUGGCACUCAGAAGGGAAACCACAUGGGGGAACCAGCCACCUUCAAGACAUUGCUCAGGGGGAUCCUUGGAAUGAAGCCCAUAACAAAGAAAGAAAGAAGGGAGAUGAUAAAAGAACUGAGGAGGAUGGCAGCAGCAAGAGAAAUGGCCAUGACAAAGAAGAAAGCAAGGACAAGAAACACAGUGAAGAUGAGAGACAUGAGGGUCCAGAUGAAAAACCUGUUUCUUUAAUAGAAAAAGGAGUUGAGGGUGAUUACAAGCACUCUGGGGGCCAAAGGUACUUGGAAGAAAUUGUACGUAGCCAAGAAGAGAGAGAUGAAGAAAGCAAGGAGGAGGAAGAUGCUGAAGAGGAGGAGGAGGAAGAAGAAGAAGAGGAAAGCCGUGAAAAAUACCACCAUAGUUUUCAUCGAGAAUAUGAGGACUCCUCUGAGAGGGAAGAGGCUGAACCAGAGAAACAAGGCCACAAGCCAAGGCAUUACCAUAGGAAACCAAGGCUGGGCAGUUCCUCUGAAUACAGAAGACAUCAUCAUGAUGAGAAGAAGGACUCCCCUGAGGAGUCGAGUGAGGAAGAACGUGAAUUCUGGGACAAAAGGAGCCACUACCCCAAACAUUAUUAUGAGACAGGCCGUCAUUCUGAGGAGAAAAGAAACUCCAAUGAGAUUCGUGACUCUGAAGAAAUGGAGGGAACUAAACAGUAUCGGGACAGAUGGCAGCACAGCAGAGAGGACAACGAAGAAGAUGAUAUGAGGCACCACAGCAACGAAGAUGAAGAGAAACAGUACCACUAUGAGAGAAAAAGAUUCCCAGAUGAACCAGAAAGGGAGAUAAGACAUCGUAAUAAGCUCAGGGAGGAUACAGUAGGCAAGCCACACAAUUAUGGCAGUAGAGAUGAGAAGAGGUUUCAGCUACAGUUGGAGGAUAUGCCAAAGCCACAGAAUAUUGAGAGAAAGAAUGAGGAGCAGAGACUUGAGAGCCUCGAAGAGGGUCCCAGUGAAGAAAAAAGACAUUCUGAUGAGGAAGAACUGGGAACAAGACAUCACAGCGAGCAGGAGAAGCACCUUCCAAACAAAAGGACACUUCUGAUAGAAGAAGGCUAUCCAAGAAGCCAUUAUCUGGUACAGAAUCUGAAACGAGCAGUAGCCCCAUAUCUCCCAUACUACCAACAACUCAGAUGGAAGAAUAGGCAUGCUGAAAAGAAAGAUGAUCUCAGCAAUCCAUAUUUGGAAAGCGAGGAAGAACUUGGGUCUCGUUUGAGUGAACGGGAAUUCUUUCCUGAAUAUAAUGACUACGAUUUGUGGGCAAAGAAGCAACUGAUGGAAGGGCUGAAUCACAAGCAUCAUGAGAGCAGCCCUCUUGAACGGAGCCACAAAUUUGAUGUGAAAAGACAGUACAACAAGAUGGACGAACUUGCCCAUCUGUUGAGUAACCGGAAGAAAUCUGUGGAAUUUCCAGAAUUGUACAGUUCUAAGGAAGAUGUGAAAAGGGGGCACAUCAUAAGAAACAGUGAGGCCAAACUCAGUCAGAGGCCUUUGACCCAAGAUGAGGAGAAAGAACUGGAAAAUCUGGCGGCUAUGGAUUUGGAACUGCAGAAGAUAGCAGAGAAAUUCAACAGCAACCGGAGGGGAUGAAUCGUGCCUGUUGCUUCGACGGGUGUGUCCAAGUGGAGAUUUAUUUGCGGUACCCUCUAUUAACUGGCGACACCACUGCCCUGCAUGGUGUUCCCCUACCCUUCUGUGUCAGAAAUGCCAUCUACUACCCUGUGAAUGUAUGAUUUACACAUCUAUGUGCAAGCAUUUUUCAAUUCCAAAUUUGCUAGGAAGAUCAGUCAGCAUGAAUUCUAGCAUAUAGAUUCCUGUGUAAAAAAAGACAUUUUUAAAAUGUGUGUAGAAAUAAUUGUGUUUGUGCUCUUUCAAAAUGUAUUGUCUUCAUUUGACACAAUAAAAAUCACAUUGUCCACAAUA